AUGGCCAUCUCAGUACCUCGGCUGGCAGUUGUCCUGGGACUGCUUCUUUUAAUCCUGACCUGCCAUGCAGAUGACAAACCAGCUGAGAAGCCGGAUGACUCAGGCAAAAACACAGAGCCAGAGUUCCCCAAAUUCCUAAGCCUGCUGGGCGCAGAGAUCAUUGAGAAUGCAGUUGAGUUCAUCCUCAGCAACAUGGCCAAAAGGACAGGAUAUAAGGAUUUUGAUGAUAAACCAGGAGAACAUUCAUCAAAGUGACCUCCCCAGGACACACCCACCUGGCUUCUGAAAAAUACAAGGCCAGCCAAAUCCUGCUUUUCCAGUUCUUCUGUUUCACAAGUCCUCCAGGACAGAGGCCUCAAAGCAGCUCCCAGAAAGUUCCCAGGAUUCAGCCCUCGCUUCAACCAAAGAUAACUAAUUUUGAACAUGCUGACUUUGCACUCUUGCUUCUAGAAAAUCAGAAUAUCUUUAGGGUCACAUAUCUUACUUAGUUUAGUUCCUUGAAAAGUUUUUUCAUUGGUGGUAGUAAAUUAACCUGAUCAUAUUUAAAGUUUUUGAUGCA
Molecule: messenger RNA, 559 nt
Organism: Choloepus didactylus (southern two-toed sloth)
Lineage: Eukaryota; Metazoa; Chordata; Mammalia; Pilosa; Megalonychidae
Gene: C13H5orf46
Product: chromosome 13 C5orf46 homolog
Exons: 4
Coding region: 1-255 (84 amino acids)
Source: RefSeq, a predicted model, not a curated record